Molecule: messenger RNA, 2360 nt
Organism: Trichosurus vulpecula (common brushtail)
Lineage: Eukaryota; Metazoa; Chordata; Mammalia; Diprotodontia; Phalangeridae
Gene: CACNB4
Product: calcium voltage-gated channel auxiliary subunit beta 4
Exons: 13
Coding region: 202-1662 (486 amino acids)
Biological process (GO): neuromuscular junction development; calcium ion transmembrane transport; chemical synaptic transmission
Cellular component (GO): voltage-gated calcium channel complex
Molecular function (GO): high voltage-gated calcium channel activity; protein binding
Source: RefSeq, a predicted model, not a curated record
AUGCCAGGUCUGGACUGCCUCUAGGGAUAACCUUCCCCUCUAGGAUGUGAAGGAGUAGCAUCUUGGCUGGAGAAUCCACAAAAAAUUGAUAAGGCAGGCUCAGUACUUCAGCAUAGGCCUUUUCUACCUUUUGACCCAGCUGUGGUUUUGUAGCAGUUUUGCUUUUGUCCUGAAAGAGGUGCUUUGGAUUAUCAGAGCUCCAUGUACGACAAUUUGUACCUGCAUGGAUUUGAAGAUUCGGAGGCGGGUUCAGCGGAUUCCUAUACAAGCAGACCUUCUGAUUCAGAUGUAUCGUUGGAAGAGGACAGAGAAGCGAUUCGUCAGGAAAGAGAACAACAGGCAGCUAUUCAACUUGAAAGGGCAAAGUCAAAACCUGUAGCAUUUGCUGUGAAAACAAAUGUGAGUUAUUGUGGAGCUCUAGAUGAAGACGUCCCUGUUCCGAGCACUGCCAUCUCCUUUGAUGCCAAGGACUUUCUGCACAUUAAAGAGAAAUACAACAAUGACUGGUGGAUAGGACGGCUGGUUAAAGAAGGCUGUGAAAUUGGCUUCAUUCCAAGUCCACUUAGACUGGAGAAUAUCCGAAUCCAGCAAGAGCAGAAAAGAGGACGCUUUCAUGGAGGGAAAUCAGGUGGAAAUUCUUCUUCAAGUCUUGGAGAAAUGGUGUCAGGAACAUUUCGAGCAACACCCACAUCAACUGCAAAACAGAAGCAAAAAGUGACGGAGCACAUCCCUCCUUAUGAUGUCGUGCCAUCCAUGAGGCCGGUUGUAUUAGUGGGGCCAUCACUGAAAGGUUAUGAGGUGACAGACAUGAUGCAGAAAGCCCUCUUUGACUUCUUGAAGCACAGGUUUGAUGGGAGGAUAUCCAUAACGAGAGUGACAGCUGACAUUUCUCUUGCUAAGAGGUCUGUCCUAAAUAAUCCCAGCAAGAGGGCAAUAAUCGAGCGGUCAAACACACGAUCCAGCUUAGCUGAAGUACAAAGUGAGAUUGAAAGAAUCUUUGAGUUGGCAAGAUCUUUGCAAUUGGUUGUCCUUGACGCAGAUACUAUCAACCACCCAGCACAACUUAUAAAGACUUCCUUAGCACCAAUUAUUGUCCAUGUUAAAGUUUCAUCUCCAAAGGUUUUGCAACGGCUGAUUAAGUCUAGAGGAAAGUCCCAAAGUAAACACUUAAAUGUCCAAUUGGUGGCAGCUGAUAAACUUGCACAAUGCCCUCCAGAAAUGUUUGAUGUUAUUCUGGAUGAAAAUCAGCUUGAGGAUGCAUGUGAACAUCUGGCAGAAUACCUUGAGGCAUACUGGCGUGCUACACACACAACAAGUAGCACCCCUAUGACACCUCUACUUGGAAGAAAUUUGGGCUCCACGGCACUUUCACCAUACCCCACUGCAAUCUCUGGAUUACAGAGCCAGCGCAUGAGGCACAGCAACCACUCUACUGAGAACUCUCCAAUUGAAAGACGAAGUCUGAUGGCCUCUGAUGAAAAUUAUCACAAUGAAAGGGCCCGGAAGAGUAGGAACCGCUUGUCUUCCAGUUCCCAACACAGCCGAGAUCAUUACCCUCUUGUGGAAGAAGAGUACUCUGACUCAUAUCAGGACACUUAUAAACCCCAUAGGAACCGAGGAUCACCUGGGGGAUAUAGCCAUGAUUCCCGACAUAGGCUUUGAGUUUAAGAACCUGUGGGGGGGGGGAAUAGUAUUCAUCAGUUGACAAUUUGCCAUAACAUAACUAGGACAAACUAAUCAUCUUAACUUGGCAGGUCAAGCACAGUGUUUGCUGUGCUUAUAAGCUGCUGUCAUUUGAUGGUAGGUAAAGGGCAAAAAAAAAAAAAAAACAUCAAGCCCUAAUGUUAGAGGGAAAUUAGAUGCCCAAUCAUAUAGUUGUGUUUUUUUUAGUGUGACAUUUACAUUAUAACUACCUUUUUCUUCAUUAGGUAUUAGACACAUCAGUUUGUAAUUUAGGGUACUUAUCAAGGCACAUAUAAAAUAAUUUCCUGUGCUGGAAAUUCCAAAUGACCAGUUCCAGUUGGAACCAAUUUAUAAACCAAUUCCUGUUGGAAUUUGGGUGAAUCAACUAGAAAGUCUACUUGAGCAUGUUGCAAUCAAUUGAAAAUUAAAAAAAAAAGCUAAUAAUAAGAAAAUCACAGUGUUCAAUACAAACCAAAAAAUAGCUACAGUAUUUAUUUGCUGGAAGCUAAAUUUACACUUAAGGUUGAAAUACAUAAAGAUUUUAUUAUGUGUUAACAUUUCCAGAAUGGCUUUUUCAGAUUUAACCAAAUGCAAAAUGGUGAUAGUGCCAAAAUUCUCAAAUUAAUGUGGCAGUUAUACAGUAUUCAUAGGAUUUAAUUAUUUUUGUUUUGUUUUCC